AGUCAGACCGUUACAUAAAAAAUUCAGCAUUCAUCAAUUCUUACUGAAUCCUUCAAUGAACACAUGCUCCUUCUAGACCGCGUAAUAACGUUUUGUUGGUCCCCAUUAUCUAGCCGGGAAAAGAACGUCUGCCACGGACAAGGUUGACAAGAUGGGUAAAGAUCCAAGGAAGCCACGAGGAAAAAGGUCCUCAUAUUCCUACUUUGUGCAGACGUCCAGGGAGGACCAGAAGCAACACCCUGAUGCGUCCGUGAAUUGCUCUGGAUUCUCCACGAAAUGCUCUGAGCAAUGGAAGGCCAUAUCUGCGAAAGAUAAGAGGAAGUUUGAGGACAUGGCUGAACAGGAUAAGGUCCGCUAUGAGAGUGAAAUGAAAAAUUACAUCCCACCUAAGGGUGAGGAGAAGAGACGGUUUAAGGACCCCAAUGCCCCAAAAAAACCAGCAUCUGCAUUUUUCAUCUUCUGCCCCGACAUCCGCCCUAAGAUCAAGGGGGACAAUCCAGGUCUAACUCCUGGAGACAUCGCAAAGAAGCUUGGGGAGAUGUGGAAAAGCUCUGCUGCUGAUGUUAAACAGCCCUAUGAAAAGAAGGCUGCUAAACUGAAGGAGAAGUAUGACAAGGAUAUUGCUGCAUAUCGUACAAAAGGAAUAGCAGGUUUGUCCAAAAAGGAUGAUGACGAUGAUGAUGAUGAUGGCGAUGAGGAGGAUGACGACGACGAUGAUGAUGAUGGCGAUGAGGAGGAUGACGACGACGAUGAUGAUGAUGACAACUAAUACCUGUAGAUCCGCUACUGAUAUAGCCUGGAUUCCUGUUGAUGCCAUUUAACCCAAUUGUGCACACUUUCACCUCUCAAAGUACAACAGGAACAAGAUAUGUUAGGCUGUGUAUAUGAAAGGUUUUUAAGAUGUACAGUGUUAUUCUCCUUUUGUAAAGUUGACACUACGUGUCUUCAGUCUAGGGCUGAACGAUUAAUUGCAUUUGCGAUUUAAUCGCGAUAUGAUAGAACGCGAUUUUCUAACCACAACAUUCGCGAUUAAAAACGUGGUAAAAAAUAAAAUAAAAUCGCAAUUAGAUUACUUCAGUCCUAUUUUUAUUUCUUAGUGGUAGUUCUUGCCUAGAGCAGUUUUAGGGAGAGGAUUUAAACAAUGGAAGUAGCUAACUGUUUCCCCAAAGGUGCACAGCACAAUAUCUGGUGUAUGUAGGUUGGUAGUACAUUUAUCAUAGUUCUUUUUUUUAUUUUGUAUUAUGAUUUGCCAUCAUAGCGUAGAUGCGUCAGUUAUCGGACAGUUUGUUGAAAAAUCGAUAUGCUAAGUCUGUUUAUAGAUUCACGUUAUGUAUAAGGUUAGCCAAACUUACGGUUUUCGAGAGAGAUAUUUGUCCUUUUUAACUUGUACGACUCGUUUAACACCGCAAGAAAACGUAUUUCUAAACAUUUCUAUUAAUGUUUACGGUGACACGUUACAUG
Messenger RNA from Clupea harengus (Atlantic herring), 1461 nucleotides. RefSeq names its product high mobility group-T protein-like. The record is from RefSeq and is a predicted model, not a curated record. NCBI's taxonomy places the organism in Eukaryota, Metazoa, Chordata, Actinopteri, Clupeiformes, Clupeidae. Gene Ontology annotation, molecular function: zinc ion binding. Bases 152 to 769 code for a protein of 205 amino acids. The transcript has a single exon.